Molecule: messenger RNA, 3633 nt
Organism: Myxocyprinus asiaticus (Chinese sucker)
Lineage: Eukaryota; Metazoa; Chordata; Actinopteri; Cypriniformes; Catostomidae
Product: interferon regulatory factor 2-binding protein 1-like
Exons: 2
Coding region: 314-2182 (622 amino acids)
Biological process (GO): regulation of transcription by RNA polymerase II
Cellular component (GO): nucleus
Molecular function (GO): transcription corepressor activity
Source: RefSeq, a predicted model, not a curated record
UUGUACUGAAUGUAGUACACAAUUUGCUAGUUGUCGAUAAAAAAUUAAAUCUUAAGAGUUUCAGUGAGACUACAUUUCCCACAAAGCAACGGUUCAGAGUUGUGUAACUUUCGGAACGUCUUCCAGGAGAAACUGCGGCCCAGACGAUUUGGCAUAAACAUCAAACAAGUUGAUUCUGAAUGACACAAAGUCAAACGGAGUUAUAUAUACUCGCCCGUAACGAGGAAAUAGACGCUCAUAAACGCUCGGAGGCUGGCUUUAAGAGAAAAUCAGGGUGGAUUUGAGAACGCAAGAUCGCGGGGGCCUAUCAAAUAUGUCCUCUUCCUCGCAGGCAUCUUCCAGGCGGCAAUGGUGCUACCUUUGCGACUUGCCUAAGAUGCCGUGGGCCAUGAUCUGGGACUUCAGCGAGGCGGUGUGCAGAGGGUGCGUGAACUACGAGGGAGCAGACAGAAUAGAGCUGCUCAUUGACACAGCGCGACAGCUGAAGCGAACACAUGUUAUGCAGGACGGCAGAUCUCCGGGUCCACAGCCUGGUGGCAAACACGGUGGUAAGGAGGGUCCAAUGGAGUCCGGCAGACCGCCCUCCGAGCGAUAUGAGAGGGGAAGAGGAGAGUAUGUGUCCGCCCGGCUGCCAAAUGGCCUCCCUAGACUGGAAGAUAGUGGUCCGCCUGAGGUUAGUAGGCAGAGUCCUAAUGCCAGAAGGGCUUUGGUAGGGCCUGUGCCACCCAAUUUAAUGGCACAGGGGCUCGUUGGAGCCCCUCAUGGCCUGCUGACGGCAAUGCCCGGCCUAAACGCCAGAGCCGGUAGUGGCCCCUUGACCAUAUCUGCUCCAAUGUUGAAUGAGAUAAGUAAAAGACAGGCCCUGGGCAUGGGUAUGAGUGUGGGUGUGGCAUCUUUCAUGAGCCCUGAGUUUGAAAAGGAGAUGAAAGAGAAGCAGAGGAACUCAGAUGUCCUCACCGAGCUCUCUGAAAGCGUAAGGAACCGUGCAGACGACUGGGUGGGACGCCCCAAAGCUGUGCGUGAAGCCUUACACACCGUCUCUGGUUGCACCCCAUUUAAUGUUCGCUUUAAGAAGGACCACGGCCUGGUGGGAAGAGUGUUUGCCUUCGAUGCCAAGCUGGUGGUUGAGUUCGAGCUGAAAGUCUUUGUAGAAUACCCCUGUGGAUCUGGCAACGUGUUCUCCAGCGUAUUAGCUUUAGUCAAGCAGAUGUUCCAUGACUCUCAGAAAGAUACCGGCAAGGUCAUUAACUCAGGCUACAAAUAUGUGGAGUAUGAGAAAAGACACGGCACCGGUGACUGGCGUCUCCUCUCUGAGCUUCUCAGCGAUGCAGUGCGAGCAUUCAAAGACGCGCCCACCCCUGAAUCCCUCCCACAGCCUUACCUGGAUGCCAGCUACUCCAUGCUGCCCACCGCUUUCUGUAAUAUAGGCCGUCCCACACAGUCCAGAGGACGCAGACGUAAAGCCUCACCUGAGCCGGAUGGCGCAGAGAGGAUGACCUCAGAGGAAAUGCGCCAGCACUGGCCGCUAGGUGCAUAUCCUGGCAUCCCUGGUCACAUGCCAGCCACCUCACUAGCUAUUGCUGGUCAGCCUCCAGCUCUCCAAGAGGGGAUGGGGGCCCACAGUAGUGACCCUUCACCGAUCAUAGCACUCAUGGGUGUGGCAGACAAUGUUGGCACAGCCACCCAGUCCCCGAAAGAUGGCCCUGGUAGCAGUGGUGCUCACGCUGCCAACGUAGGGCGUCAGAACAGCACCAGUCCUUCACCCUGCGGUCCGCGACGCCUGGCGUCACGCAAUGGAGAACCCUCAGCUGGCAGCAGCACGGGAGGGCCAGCCACAACUGUCACCAUGCCCCUCACUGGCGGGGGUGACCAGGGGGCCGUUACAGGAGGUGAAGCCUCAGGAGGUGCCGGUGGAGGAGGUGCACCGCUGUGCUGUACUAUCUGCCAUGAGCGCCUGGAAGACACGCACUUCGUCCAGUGUCCAUCAGUGCCCGGGCACAAAUUUUGUUUCCCUUGCACCCGGGACUUCAUCCGCAGACAGGGCUCAGGGAGUGAGGUUUACUGCCCCAGUGGGGAGAAGUGCCCUCUCGUGGGCUCUAAUGUACCCUGGGCCUUCAUGCAAGGAGAGAUCUCCACCAUCCUGGCUGGAGAUGUGAAGGUGAAGAAGGAGAGAGACCCCUAACAGCUUGCAGCAGAACUAAAACCUCACUCAGAGGGAGCUGUAAUCCUGAGCCCUAAAGAUGACCGCCGUGACCACGUGGCCCACAGCACUGAAGAGACGACUGCCGGUGCGCAGUUCCUCUUCCUCCAUCUAUCCAGGCACCUUCCCCUUGUUCCCUCUUUUCUUCCCUUCACCUUCCCUCCUUUGACCAAGACAAAGGAGAAUACAGCAAUUUUUCUCUUUAGAGAUGCCCAUGUCUGUUGCCCCAAUUAGCGCGUUCUACAGCGUUUUAAGAAUGUCCAGUCCUGAAAGCAGUUUCAAGUUCCCUGUUGUAUUUACUCUGAGUGAUAUUGAAAAACACAUUUCAAAGAUACAAUGGAGUGAACAGUGAUUUCCCAGAAUGUGUUACCACCAGACAGAUGCAGAUUGUACAAGGGGAAGCCUGUUUGGAAAGGCUUCCUUCACAAUCACAAAACUGUACCGACUAUGACCUAUACAGGCUCACUCUUGUUUUGCUGUUGUCUAUGCUGCAUUAAAUGGUUAAAUAGUCCAGGAAUACUACUAAGUGCUAAAAGCCCUUCCUUACAAUCGCUUCUUGAUCCAGCAUGUACAAUAAAUAUCUGUAUGUUUUUACUCUUGUGUAGAAUGUAUAAAAUUCUCCCUUUAAAUGGUUAUAGAUGUGCAAUCUCUAGAUUUGAUACCGUACUGCUUUAUGUACCACUGAGUCUUUGAAUGAAUAGAAAACCAAAGAUAGACAUGCUGAGAUCUUGUUGUAUCAUAUGAUGCUAUAACAUAUAUUUUUGUGGUAAGAAAAGGUUUUGUGGCUUUCAUCAAAUAAAAAUGACAGAUAUGGGGAAUGUUUUACAUUGGGAACUUAUAUUUAAACUUCUGUGGGUGGACACAAAAUAGAUUUUUUUAUUACAAGUAAGCAGAUCACUAUAUUUUGUAUUGUAACCCAUUGGCUUUUAAAUUGUUGCAGGCGAAGACUAGUUUAAUGUUAUGAGAACAGAGCUAUUCUGUUUUUUUACAACCAUAUGGUCCAGAAUUUGUCCCAACUCUUUGUGUGAAAGAUGUACUAUACCUUUUAAAGUGUUGAAUCGAAAGAUCCUGCAUCUAUUAGAAAUUCAGUGCUGAUGUACAGUGGCCCCAGAAAAUUAUUUAGACAGUUAAGCCACACUGAAAAACUUAAGUGCAUAAUAAUUAAUUGCAAAUGACAAAACCCAUGGAUUCUGCAUACAAAUGAUGCUAAACCUUUUGAAGUGUGGCUUAAGUUUCCAAAUACUUUUUGAGGCUGCUGUAGAUAGGGUUCCCUAUAUUGUUUUGACAUGUCUUCAGCCUUGUUUACGAUGUUGAAAAAUAUAUAUGACUAAGAAUAUUAAAUGCACAAAGCACUGUUCCAUAAGACCUUUGUUUAAUCGGCUUUACAUUACAGCUCAAAUUGUAUUUAAAUUAAAAGAUUGACUUUUCACAAA